Pyrus x bretschneideri (Chinese white pear) is the source of this 2575-nucleotide messenger RNA. RefSeq names its product scarecrow-like protein 14. Bases 380 to 2419 code for a protein of 679 amino acids. The transcript has a single exon. Gene Ontology annotation, molecular function: sequence-specific DNA binding; DNA-binding transcription factor activity. The record is from RefSeq and is a predicted model, not a curated record. Lineage: Eukaryota; Viridiplantae; Streptophyta; Magnoliopsida; Rosales; Rosaceae. Gene Ontology annotation, cellular component: nucleus. Gene Ontology annotation, biological process: regulation of DNA-templated transcription.
AUAUAAUUUUUGUACAUACCUGCAAUCAAAUUAGACCUGUUGCUUUUUUCUCAGGUGUGAAGUAUUCUGCAGCUCAAAAGACCAAGAGGUACUCUGAGAAUUGUCAAUUUUGUUUGUUCAAAUCUUGAUUCUGUUCAUAACCUGUUGGAUGAUGUUCCACAACCACAAAUCUGUAUAUAUUUCUGAGUAUUUCUCACUUACCCAAUUGGAUUGAUAUCUUAUUUUGUGAGUGAAUUGCAUAAUAUAAGAUUGAAAUUAUAUCACUUUCUUGUUUUCCCCAACUUUUCUUGGCCAUCGGUUUCAAGAUUCCAAUAUCUCAAUUGGGUUUUCUGGAAAAACCUGAUAAAUCUGACCAGUUUCUGCUAAAUUGGUUGUUUUUAUGGAUACCCUUUUUGAAAGAUUCUCAAGUCCCAUGAAAAACUUCCAAUUUGGUUCUACUCAAUUCCAAGUGAAUCAUGAACCCACCAAUCCACUUUUCCUUCCAACAACCCCAGAGCAUCCAACUGAUUCCGGGUUUUCGAACCCGGGAUCAGAUGGAGAUUCUUUUGACAUGAGUGACUAUAAUCCUUCUGUGAUCAAGUACAUAAGUGAUAUUCUUCUGGAAGAAGAUUUGGAGGAUAAGCCUUGCAUGUUGCAGAACUGUUUGGCCCUCCAAGCUGCUGAGAAAUCUUUCUAUGAUGUCCUUAAUCCGAAGGAUCCUCCUUCGCCUGACCAACCGCCUCAUCCGGUGUACCAAAGCUUUGAGCACUCAGAUGAUGAUUCCUCACAGAGUUAUAGCAGUAAUGAUUCUAUGGCUGCUAAGGCAGACUCGGUUUUCGAUUCUUCAGAAACCCUUUUGGUUUCAAACUCAACUUCUGGGAAUUUUGGAGGAGUUGGGGAGGCAGGAAAUCUCGUUCCAAACCUGAAACAUGGAAUCAUUGACUUGGAGAGGUACCAAUUAGUUCCCCCGGGCGAUAACACACUGGGGAGGAAUUCCGCACCAGAGCCAGAGAAUGAUGGCUACAUCUCAGCAAACAGAUUGAAGGGAAAGAAGAAUCAUCAAAGGGAGGAUGGUGAUUAUGCAGAUGGAGGGAGAAGCAACAAGCAGUCAGCUGCUUUAGGCGACGACACUGAGCCACAAGAAAUGUUUGAUAGGGUAUUACUCUGUCAUGUGAAUCAUACGCAUGCGUCUUGUAUUCGUGACAAACCUUUGAGCAGUGAGGGAAGUGAGAAGUUGCAGCCUAAAAAACAGUCAAAAGGGUCUAAAACAACACGCUUGAAGAAACAGAAUAACUACCAGGAAGUUGUGGAUAUUAGCACCCUGCUAACUCAAUGUGCACAGGCCACAGCAAGCUAUGACCAACGAAGUGCGAGUGAAGUACUGAAGCAGAUAAGGAAGCACUCUUCCCCCUCUGGUGAUGCAACCGAGAGAUUAGCUCAUUACUUUGCUGAUGGCCUAGAGGCGCGCUUGGUGGGAGCCAGAACCCCAUCAUAUUCACCUCUUCUGAGUAUACAGACACCAGCCGCUGAAAUCCUAAAAGCCCACCAGAUGUAUGUUAAUUAUUGCCCUUUCAAGUAUAUGUUACACUUCUUUUCCAACAGGACAAUUAUUAAACUAGCUGAAAAAGCAACAAGGCUUCACAUUGUUGAUUUCGGUAUUUCGUAUGGUUUCCAAUGGCCUUGCCUUAUCCAACGCCUCUCGGAGAGAAAUGGUGGACCUCCUAGUAUACGUUUGACAGCAAUUGAGCUUCCCCAACCAGGUUUUAGACCUACAGAAAGAGUUGAGGAGACGGGGCGUCGCUUGAAAAAAUAUGCUGCAAGAUUUAAUGUCCAGUUUGAGUACAAGGUCUUUGCACAGAAAUGGGAGACUAUCCAACUUGAGGAUCUUAAAAUUGACAGAAAUGAGCUAACUGUGGUUAACUGCAUGCAUCGGUUAAAGCACAUACCUGAUGAAACCGUGGUGGUGAGCAGUCCGAGGGACCUUGUCCUAAAGUUGAUCAGAAGAAUUAAUCCGGACCUUUUCAUUCACGGAGUUGUCAACGGGACAUACAAUUCACCCUUCUUUGUCACACGGUUCAAAGAGGCACUCUACCACUUCUCUGCUAUGUUUGAUAUGUUUGAGGCCACUAUUCCUCGCGAAGAUGAGCAGCGGAUGAUGUUUGAAAAGGCAAUAUAUGGCAAAGACAUAAUGAAUGUCGUCGCGUGUGAAGGACUGGAACGAGUUGAAAGGCCCGAGACGUACAAGCAGUGGCAGGUUAGAUAUCAUCGGGCUGGGUUCAAGCAGGUGCCAUUAGACCAGGAGCUCUUGAAAAGAGUGAAGAUUAUGCUCAAGGCAAUGCAUUAUCAUGAUGAUUUUCGAAUAGAUGAAGAUGGCGAUUGGAUGCUUCAGGGAUGGAAAGGCAGAAUCAUCUUCGGUCUUGCUUUCUGGAAACCUGCUUAGUUGCUGGAUCAUGUUAUCUAGGCUACAUUUUUUUACAGUCGUGGAUGAGUAAUAAAAUCUGUAAUCUUUUUGUUCUCGAGUUUUCGAGUUGUCUAUAUUAUGUGCACUGCGUGCAGUCAUGGUUUAUGAGUUCAUUUGUUAAGUUUCCUUUAUUCA